Nannizzia gypsea CBS 118893 is the source of this 3081-nucleotide messenger RNA. Its product is annotated as mRNA 3'-end-processing protein rna14. The transcript has 4 exons. The record is from RefSeq and is a predicted model, not a curated record. The coding region runs from base 1 to 3081 and encodes 1026 amino acids. Gene Ontology annotation, molecular function: mRNA binding; protein binding. Gene Ontology annotation, biological process: mRNA 3'-end processing. Gene Ontology annotation, cellular component: nucleus. Lineage: Eukaryota; Fungi; Ascomycota; Eurotiomycetes; Onygenales; Arthrodermataceae.
AUGGCGGAGGAGGGAGCUGAACAAGGAUAUUUGCAGUCUGAAGCUUUGAAAACAGAUGCUGAUGCCGUAGCUGGCUCAGACUCGGAUGACUAUGAUCCCUCUGAAACAAUUCAAGAGCAGUUUCCUGCAAAUAUAGCAGCUUCAAAUUACACUACGAUUCCUCAUAUGUCUCCUUUUGCCAACUCUUCCACCUCGACCCCUGCUCCAGGCGCGAAUUUGCCCGAAAGGCUGCCUGGGGAGUCCUAUAACAACAAUGAUCCGGCCCUUUCGCUUACCGCGCCUGGAACAGAGCCCAAAGGCUCUACCACAAUAUCCCAGAUUGGUGUCUUUGAGGAGGGAUCAACAGGUGAUGAAGAUGGAGGGGACGCAGAGUAUGAACCGCCAGCUGCGGCCUUAUCAGCUCAAGUUCAGGAUUCAAUAUCUACUUCUGCAGACAUGUCUCAGCGCUCUCUUUCUGAAAAUAUAAAUGAACCUGUUUCACAUUUCCAUGUACAGCAGCAAAAUAUUGCCUCAGAUCAAAACACUCCACAUGUUUCCAUUAAUCUUCCUGCUUCUGAUUCCCAAGUUGCUCAUUCUGUGCAAAACGAUAGCACGCUUAAACCAAUGCAAGGAGAAUCAAAAACCCCAGGACGAUCCGCUAUUCAGUCCGCCAACAGCUCUUUACCUUCGACGCCGCCAGUUGCUGCCGCCGUUUCGAGGACCCGUCUGCCGCAUGACCGAGUUGGCAUCCUGGAGGAUAGGAUACAGGCCGAUCCUCGUGGCGAUACGGAUGCAUGGCUGGAGUUAAUUAGCGAACACCGCAGCAGAAACAAGCUUGAUAGCGCCCGGCAGGUUUAUGAGAGGUUUUUCAAAGUCUUUCCAUCAGCUGCUGAGCAAUGGGUUGAAUACGCCACCAUGGAGUCUGAUAAUAACGAACUGUACAAGCUGGAGCAGAUAUUUACAAAAUGUCUUUUAUCUAUUCCUAAUGUUCAACUAUGGUCGUUGUAUUUGGAUUAUGUGCGUCGUCGUAAUAACUUGACCACCGAUUCAACCGGUGAUGCACGGCGCACUAUUACGUCGGCCUAUGAUCUUGCACUACAACACAUUGGUAUUGACAAGGACUCAGGUAACAUUUGGGUUGAUUAUAUCCAAUUCCUUCGCUCAGGACCUGGCAACAUUGGAGGUUCUGGCUGGCAAGAUCAGCAGAAGAUGGAUCUGCUGAGAAAAGCCUACCAGCGAGCGAUUUGUGUUCCUACGCAGGCAGUCAAUACUCUUUGGAAAGAGUAUGAUCAGUUUGAGAUGGGCCUUAACAAGCUGACUGGACGCAAAUUCAUACAAGAUAAAUCUCCCUCGUACAUGACGGCGAGAAGCUCUUAUACCGAACUUCAAAACAUCACCAAGGAUCUUGUCAGGUCAUCACUCCCCCAUCUACCCCCAGCCCAGGGGUACGAGGGAGACUUUUCUUUUUCCAAGCAAGUUGAAAUCUGGAAACGUUGGAUACAGUGGGAGAAGGAUGACCCUCUGGUUCUCAAGGAAGAAGACUUGGCUAGCUACAAACAACGAGUCCUCUACGUCCAUAAGCAAGCACUUAUGGCGUUACGAUUUGUGCCAGAAGUGUUUUUUGAUACCGCGGAUUUCUGUUUCCAGAACAACAUGGAGACCGAAGGAAACGACUUUUUAAAACAAGGAAUAGAAGCGAACCCAGAGAGUUGUCUUCUUGCCUUUAAACGCGCGGAUAGACUUGAGUUAUCCACGGCUUCAGAACAGGACCCCAAGAAACGUGGUGCCCGAGUCAGGGAACCUUACGACAAGUUGCUUGAUGCACUUUAUGAAUUAAUAACACAGGUACGAGCUCAGGAGGCGACGGAUAUUGCCAAGCUUGAGGAACAAGCUACACAAACAGAACCUGAGCAGCCCACCCAGAUCGAAAAUGACGACGAUGAAGACGAAACAGAUAACCCGCCAACCCAAGAAAGCACUAAAGCGAAGGAGAUCGAGUCGAUCAAGAAAGACUAUGCCGCGAAAGUCGGUGUUCUAUCCAAGGCCAUCUCCUUUGUCUGGAUUGCGUUGAUGAGAGCAAUGCGCCGUAUUCAAGGCAAAGGCAAGCCUGGUGAGAUAGCCGGAUCCCGCCAGAUAUUUGCUGAUGCUCGUAAGCGUGGGCGUAUCACCAGUGAUGUUUAUAUUGCCAGUGCCUUAUUGGAAUACCACUGUUACAAGGACCCUGCUGCAACCAAAAUUUUUGAAAGAGGAGCAAAGCUCUUCCCAGAAGAUGAAGUGUUUGCUUUGGAGUAUCUAAAACACCUAAUCGACAUUAAUGAUAUUACGAAUGCACGAGCAGUAUUUGAAACCACUGUUCGAAGACUUGCCUCGAAUCCGAAGAACGUUGCGAAGGCAAAGCCCAUUUUCGCCUUUUUGCAUGAAUAUGAAUCCCGAUAUGGAGAUCUGAUACAGAUAAAUAACUUGGAGUCUCGGAUGAGAGAGCUAUUCCCCGAGGAUCCUUCUCUGAAGCAGUUUGCCCAUCGAUUUUCCGCCCCGUCUUUUGACCCUACCACCUUCCAGCCGAUCCUAUCACCAAGCCAGCUAAAGCCUAGAACCAUUGCAUCCCUCGAGGAACCCAGUUCCCGGCCCGGCUCACCUUCUCUCCGCCAUCCAACCAGCAACACGCACUCUCCUAAACGAUCCUUCCCCCUUGACGAGUAUGGUGACGAAUCAAACCGGCCGCGAAAAUUCAUCCGCGCCGAAUCCCCGCUGAAAGGGGCUGCCGGAAGACGCGAGCAGCAGAAACGACUCCAGUCCAAUGGCUCUGGUGGUGGCCUGACCGCCGCCAGGGCGAAACAGCCGCAGCAGCCACCACCUUCAGCAGGACCGUUACCAAGGGAUGUCGUGUACCUUCUAAGCAUUAUCCCUCCAGCCUCUACAUACGAUGCAACCAGAUUUUCUCCUGAGAUGAUGGUAAAUCUCCUCCGUCAGAUUGAACUGCCAUCGAAUGUGUCGCAGCUUCGACCACCACAACAAACUGGUCUUGGUUCACACCAGUACCAUCAGUAUGGUAUGUUACAACAGAAUCCCUGCAUCCUCCCUGCACAGCCACAAUUCCACUAA